Messenger RNA from Closterium sp. Naga37s-1, 288 nucleotides. The record is from the annotation of a GenBank genome assembly. Lineage: Eukaryota; Viridiplantae; Streptophyta; Zygnematophyceae; Desmidiales; Closteriaceae.
AUGGCUGACAUUGCAGCAACCAUAAAGGUUGGUGACAGAUGUGAGGUGGACCCAGGCGGCAAGAGAGGAAGCGUUGCCUUUGUGGGCACUGUAGAUGUUCUUCCUAAUGGAUUCUGGGUGGGAGUGAAGUUCGAUGAGCCUGUGGGGGUCAAUGAUGGAAGUGUGGAGGGUAAGAAGGUCUUUCAUUGUGAGCGCAAUUACGGCUCGUUUCUGCGGCCAGACAAAGUCAAAAUUGGAGAAUACCCUGAAAGAGAUCCGUUUGACGAUGACGAGCCUGAUGAGUUUUAA